Aureobasidium namibiae CBS 147.97 is the source of this 1254-nucleotide messenger RNA. RefSeq names its product serum paraoxonase/arylesterase family protein. Lineage: Eukaryota; Fungi; Ascomycota; Dothideomycetes; Dothideales; Saccotheciaceae. The record is from RefSeq and is a predicted model, not a curated record. The coding region runs from base 1 to 1254 and encodes 417 amino acids. The transcript is spliced from 3 exons.
AUGCCAGGCGUCUUUACCAUCGCCUCGGUGGCAGCAUUCGCAGCACUGACUUCCUAUAUCGCGCCUUCCAUCCGCCACGAAUUGAAGGUGGUGGGUGUAGGACGCGAUAUCUCUGUUUCCACCAUUGCAGAUGCAGCAAACUAUGUAAAGAUUGCAGAUACCACUCAUUGCGAGGAUUUGCAUUACUAUGCUCCUGCCAACUUGCUGUUUACGGCUUGCGAGGAUAGGCAUACGAGGUUUGGAUGGUUUCCUCCACUCGGGAGUUUCGAACCGCCAAAAGAGGGGACGAAGGGAAGUAUUCAUGUUGUGGAUCCCGAGACAAUGAAAAGCAUACGCCUCUCCUUCCAAAACUUCGAGUCGACAUUCGUCACGCACGGCAUCGAUGUCAUCGCCGACCCCACUGCCAAAAACGCAGUCUACAUUUUCGCAAUCAACCACCAUCCCAACCCUGAAUACGUUGCUUCUCGCCGCGAACACAUUACCAAAUCUCACUCACGCAUCGAGCUAUUCAGACAUGUGAUUGGCAGCAGCACUGCCAAACACAUCAGAACUGUCUCGCAUGCAAGCAUUGAAACGCCAAAUGAUAUUCACGCGGUCUCGCCUACAGAGUUUUACGUCACGAAUGAUCACUUUUACAGGGAAGGCUUGAUGAGGGAGUUGGAAGCUAUUGCGCCUGCGAAAUGGUCGAGUACGAUGCACGUCUCCAUUUCCGAUCUCACUGCCACCGACUCUGCAGGGCUUUCGGUCAAGACGGCAUUAACAGGCAUCAAGAAUAACAAUGGAUUGGGGCAUGUAUAUGGUUCAGAGGAAGUCACCGUCAUCAGUGCAGAGAGAGGAAUUCUGUAUCGCUGUUUUGACGAUGCAAAGAAUGGCACUCUGAGGGUCGAGGAGAGUGUGCAUUUGGACAGUACUUUGGACAAUCCGUCUUGGUAUCAGGAUGCUUGGGCGUCUGAAGGCGAUGACAAGAGUGGAUAUGUUCUUGCUGGCCUUGCUCGGGGUAUUGAUCUUGCCGGCCAUGCUAAAGAUCCAGCAGCCAAGGAUCCUUCCCUGGUGUGGUUGGUGCAACAUGCAGAAGUCAAGGGGGAGUGGAACAAGAAAGUGGUGUUUUCUGAUGAUGGAGAGAGGUUGAGAACGGCCAGUGCGGCGGUGAUUGUGGGUAUUGAUCCAAAGAAGGAGGGUGGAAAGAGGAGGGGUUGGUUGUUUGUCACUGGGUUCAUGUCUGAGAAUAUGGUUGCGACAAAGAUUGAUCUGUAA